Messenger RNA from Lymnaea stagnalis (great pond snail), 744 nucleotides. Lineage: Eukaryota; Metazoa; Mollusca; Gastropoda; Lymnaeidae. The record is from the annotation of a GenBank genome assembly.
AUGUCGAAAGAAAAGUAUACAUUUUUGCUUACUGGAAAAAUCGGAGUUGGAAAGAGUGCCCUUGGAAAUUCUAUUCUUGGAGAGAAAAAAUUUGUUAGCAAUGAUUCAGAUCAAUCGGUUACUGAAGAAUGUUCAAUAGAAUGCGCAAACAGAUCAGGCUUACUUGUAACAGUGGUAGACACACCUGGAUUAAUGGAUACAGAAGUAACUGCAGAUGAAGCUAAACUAAAAGCUUGCAAAGAAAUAAAACAUGCAAUGACAAAAUGUCCACCUGAUGGAAAACUUGCUGUUAUUUUUGUAAUUAAAUACGGUGAACGUUUCACCGAAGAGGACCGGAAAGCUCUGUAUAUUCUCGAAAAUAUUUUUGGAAAAGAAAAUCUUUGGAAAUCGUGCAUCUUAGUAAUGACUAUGGGUGAAGUGUUUGAUGGUAAUUAUGAAGGCAAAACAAGUUUUAAACAAUAUAUGACAAAUCAACAAAAUGCUCUUGGGGAAUUAUUUAAAAAAUUUAACUAUAAAUGUGUACUGUUUUACAACAAGACAAAAGAUGAAACAAAACAGAUUGAACAGUUUAACACGCUGAUUCAAUAUAUGCAAGAACUUGACCAAGGAUAUACUAAAAGUAAAUUUCAAGAAGCCAUAAAAGAGCAAAAUCGCCUUGAACUGGAGUCGAAGCUGUAUUACUAUGAACAAGAAUUUCAAGAGGAAAUUGAUCAACUAAAAGACAAACUAGAUGCACUUAAUUUA